Messenger RNA from Chironomus riparius, 1194 nucleotides. The record is from the annotation of a GenBank genome assembly. Lineage: Eukaryota; Metazoa; Arthropoda; Insecta; Diptera; Chironomidae.
AAAACAUUUAAAAAUAACAUGUUAUUUGAAACUUUUUUGUAUACAGUGUUGCUAUUUAUUUAUUUUGCAAAAGAUUCAUUACAAUUAGAAUGUAGGAUUCCAAUUGACACUAUAAUGUCAGGUUCAUUAAACUACGAUGAAUGGCCUUUAGUUUUGAAUGCAGGAACCACGGAAUUUUUCACACUUGAACCACAUACAAGAGACAUCGUUGUCGAAAUUAAUAAAGAUUUAAGGCUUGCUUGUCCUGGAGAUGGUAAUUACUUUACUAAGUUUUAUCCUCUUACAAAUAUUAUAACUGUUACCUGUAUUGAUAAUCAAGAAUUCUACUAUAAUAAUAAUAAUAAUCAUGAAAAUCAUGAUAUUUUCAACUUUUAUGAUUUUUUUUCGUGCAAGGCUAUACCUGAGAGUUCAAACAGACUAAAUAUGGGAACAUAUGAAAUUGGGUUUCAAAUAACAGCAACAGAGUUUGUUCCCUUAAUAUGGUCUACUUAUAAUGGCCAAACUGAAAAUGUCAUGAGUACAUAUCACAUAAUAUCUCGCUAUUCACAACGAGUACAGACUACAGAACGAAUUGAUUUUAAAAAAGGAUCGCAUCCAGUGCUAAAAAUCGAUGAUUUUUAUAAGCAAAGUUAUGUAAGUGAAUUAAUGGACAGACGAAUUGGAGUUUUAAAUCGUCAACGAUACUUUACGAGCAGUUCAUAUUUAGCAAGGGGACAUUUUGCUGCCAAAGCUGAUUUUCCAUUUGCGGCACAACAAAAAGCUACAUUUUAUCAUCUAAAUUGCUUCCCACAAUUUCAACCAUUCAAUAGAGAUAAUUGGUUUGCUCUUGAAGACAGUAUUAGAAGACAUGAUUUUCUUUCGGAUCUGGAAACUUUUACUUAUGUUGAGGAUAUCCUUUAUCUUCCAAAUGCAAUGAACCAAUUGACAACUUUAUUUUUGAAAAAUUGGGAGCGAUUUCCAGUUCCACAAAAAGUUUUUAAAAGAAUCAGAACCAUUGGUAAUAAUGUAAGAGAAUACUUGUUUGUUGGAAUUAAUCAUCCAAAUAUUUAUAGUCCUGAAUUUGAUUUCUUAUUAAAUGAAUUUUAUGAUGUUUGUGAUACUCCACAUUACUCUUGGAUUAAUCAACAGUUAAGAGUCAAUCGCAGAAAUCCACUUAGAGGAUUAUUUGCUUGUCUUGAUCCAAGGAACUCAUAA